This is a messenger RNA of Epinephelus moara (kelp grouper), 2618 nucleotides long. Its product is annotated as E3 ubiquitin-protein ligase TRIM21-like. The record is from RefSeq and is a predicted model, not a curated record. The transcript has 3 exons. Lineage: Eukaryota; Metazoa; Chordata; Actinopteri; Perciformes; Serranidae. The coding region runs from base 192 to 1613 and encodes 473 amino acids. Gene Ontology annotation, molecular function: protein binding.
GACAAAACCUCCCCCACAUAGCUCCACUGAGAGGUGGAGCAACAUUGAAAGAGGAGAGCUGCACCGUCACGUUUCCUGAAAUGAAACUUAAAGUCAGAAGGACAGCAGAGCAGCACUGAAGACAAAUCUCUCUGGUUCUCUCUCAGCUUAAUCCAGCAGGUUUUUCCCAACAACAAAUACUGAGUGUAGACAUGGCUGCUGCCAGCUGUCUGCUGACUGAACAUCAGUUCCUGUGCUCCAUCUGUCUGGAUGUGUUCACUGACCCAGUCACCAUACCAUGUGGACACAACUUCUGCAAAUCCUGCAUCACUGAACACUGGGAUAUUAACAUCCCAAGUCAGUGUCCUAACUGUAAAAGGGUUUUUAACACCAGACCUCAGCUGCACAUCAACACGUUCAUCUCUGAGAUGGCUGCUCAGUUCAGACAGUCAGCUCAACAGAAACCAGGAGAAGUUCCCCGUGAAGUCUACUCAGGAACCAAACUGAAGGCCAUGGUGCUCUGCCUGUUCUAUGUGGUGUGUUUUAUGAGUGUCUGCAUGCUCAGGAUGGUUUUAGAUAAGGAGACACAUGGUGUUGUUCCUCUGAAAGAAUAUGUGCAUAAAAAGGUUGUGCUGGGGAAGACAGAGGUGGAAAUUCAGCAGAUGAUCCAGAAGAGACGACUCAAGAUUAAGGAGAUCAAACGCUCAGUGGAACUCAGCUGGAAGGAUGCUGGCAGUGAGAUAGCAGAUGGUGUUCAGGUCUUCACCGCUCUGAAGGAGUCUGUUGAGAAAAGCCAGGCCGAGUUCAUGGACACGAUCAUAGAGAAGCAUACAAAGACAGAGGAACAGGCUAAAGGCUUCAUCAAAGAGUUGAAACAGGAAAUCUCUGCACUGAAGAAGAGAAGUGCUGAGGUGAAGCAGCUCUCACACUCUUAUGACCACCUGCACUUCCUCCAAAGCUUCUUGUCCCUGAACGCUCACAAGGACUGGACAGAAAUCAAUGUCUGUCCACCUUCAUAUAAGGGAACUUUGAGGAGAGCUGUGAAUCAGUUGCUUGCUGGAGCUGAGCUGAAGAGGGUCCAGCAGUAUGCAGUUGAUGUGACACUUGAUCCUGAUACAGCAAAUCCCUUUCUUGUCCUGUCUAAUGAUAAAAAACAAGUAUAUGAUGGUGAUGUACAGGUGACUCUCCCAGACAACCCAGAGAGAUUUGAUUCUUGUGUUAAUGUCCUAGCAAAGCAGAGUUUCACUUCAGGGAGAUUUUAUUUUGAGGUUCAGGUUGAAGGGAAGGCUGAGUGGACUUUAGGAGUGGCCAGAGGGUCAAUCAACAGGAAGGGAUACAUCGCAGUGAGCCCUCAGAAAGGUUACUGGACGAUAUCUUUGAGGAAUGAAAAUGAGUACUGUGCUUGUGCUGGCCCUGAUGUUCACCUCUCUCUGAAGUCUCGGCCUAAGAAGGUGGGAGUGUUUGUGGAUUAUGAGGAGGGUCUGGUCUCCUUUUAUGAUGUUGAUUCUGCAGCUCUUAUCUACUCCUUUACUGGCUGCUCCUUCAGUGAGAAACUCUACCCAUUCCUCCGCCCCAGUCUUAAUUAUGGUGGUAAAAACUCUGCCCCUCUGAUCAUCUCUGCUGUCAAUCAUUGAGUAGAACAACCAUUUCAUUUUCUACAGAAAGAUCCACUUUCGUUUGUAAUAAAUCUAUUUUUGUUGUAGGGCUGUGAAGUUCUGGUCAGUUGGUCGAUAUGCUCUUCGCUGAUCAAAGUCUCUUUGGUUGAACAGUCGCUGGUGUUACUUAAUUAAGGCUGUGUGUUUCCUUUCUCAGCUGGAAAUGGCAGUUGUUGUUAGGCACCAUCACAGAAUGGUUGGUCUUCAUGGUUUUUCUCCUGCUCUUUCUUCACUGUGGCUGGACAGCUGGUGACAAUGACAGGUGCAGCAUUUUACCCAAAGUUAAACAUUUUUCAACUCUCAUUUUUAAUCAGAAAACAAAAAUAAUCACAGAGGACAUUCAGUGUUGUAUUUUGUCACUAUGGAUUUUUUUCACUAAGUCUCCAAAAAGACACCACAGUUCAAGGCUGGAUUAUAAAGCUACUGAAAGGUAUGCUAUCACACCGGAGCCCUUGUUGGAGUGGCAGGAUGGCUACCGUACUGGACUAAAAAUAGUAAGUCUCCUUAGUAACGUUUGUAUGACAUCAUUAACCCCAGAGUUAACUUCUGUAGUAUCCAGUAUGUCAUAUUUUUCUCAGCAGUCCUGUGGCAUUCCACUCGCCUGUACACAAAGUUUACUUGCCCUGGGCGAGUGUUGAUGUUGAGCUCUGUGACAGGAAAAAAACACUUUGAUGGACUCAUCUACCAGGUAGAGUGCACUGUGGCCAAUUUAGUUAACCAAGAGAUAACGUGCUUAUCUUUUUCCUGAUCGACCAAUCAAUUGAUUGAAGAGUACGUAGAAUUUCAGACGACCAAGAUUUUCUAUUGAAUACAGCUCUAAUUUAUUGGUGACGUAUGGUGUAUUCAUUGUUGGGGUUUUCUUUCACAUCAGGGAUGUCAGUUUGGGUUACCCUGCAAAAAGCUGUGUAACGGGAAAAUAUUUAUAUAUAUAUAUACAUUCACGGGUACGAGCAGGGGUAAAGGGGUAUCUACACAGGGGGAAGC